UCUGGUUAAUAAGUAAUUCCUCACCACAAUGCAAGUUUGAACAACGAAUACAGUCUCCCAACAAUAAAGACAGUAUCUCAGCUGAAACACUCUUCAGCGCAAGGAUAUAACUCCUUUCUCUCACCAAGAAGAAAAUGAAAAACAAGACAAGUGUUGUUCCCAGGGAAGGAGAAGCCCAACCUUCCAGGUGUGCAGAUAACAGUGCAUUCAAACAGCAGAGGUUGCCAGCUUGGAAGCCCCAGCUCACCAUUGCCUCUGUGCUCUCCAGCUUCUUUCUGACAGGGGCAUUCUGCCUCACUGUGGGAGUCUGCCUUGUCCUGUCUGCAAACAGCGUCAGAGAAAUACAGAUAGAUUAUUCAGAUAAAUGCUCAGAUUGUUCAAAGCUCCGUGAAAAUUCCUCUAACUGGAAUAAGGAAUGCCACUGUUCUAUUAAUUUCACGCUAAAGGAAGAUAUAUUGGGUGAUGUUUUUAUGUACUAUGGUCUGCAAAACUUCUACCAAAACCACCGUCGGUAUGUGAAAUCAAGAAGUGACGCGCAGCUGUUGGGCCGAAAUGUAAAUAUCCAAAGGAGCUACUGUGCGCCCUUCAGCACCUACAGGAACGGGACCCCGAUGGCGCCAUGCGGGGCCAUUGCCAACAGCAUGUUCAAUGAUACAAUUGAUCUGUUUUACAAUUACAAAUCAUCUGUGAUUCAAGUGCCACUGCUGAAGACUGGAAACAGUUGGUGGACAGAUAAAAAUGUGAAAUUUCGCAAUCCUGAGUCAUACAAUCUCUCUUCUGCAUUUGCAGGGACAGCCAGACCUCCUUACUGGCAGAAGCCAGUGUACCUGUUAGAUGAGGAAGAUGAGAGGAACAAUGGUUAUGUGAACGAUGACUUCAUUAUCUGGAUGCGCGUGUCGGCCUUUGCCACGUUCCGGAAUCUCUACCGGCGCCUCAGACGCGUUCAGCGCUUCGCAGAGGGCCUGCCAGCGGGGAAUUACACCUUCCAGAUUUCCUACAAUUUCCCUGUUACCAGAUUCAAGGGGAGGAAGCAUGUGAUUCUUUCAACCGUGGUGUGGAGCGGUGGAAGUAACCCAUUCCUGGGAAUUGCCUACCUGGUUUCUGGCACAGCAGCAACCCUGGCAGGUUUUGUCAUAACUGGCAUCCACUUAAAGCUCAGGAAGAAGAAAACAUACUUUCAGAAGCAAUAA
Camarhynchus parvulus is the source of this 1190-nucleotide messenger RNA. RefSeq names its product cell cycle control protein 50C-like. The record is from RefSeq and is a predicted model, not a curated record. Gene Ontology annotation, biological process: phospholipid translocation. NCBI's taxonomy places the organism in Eukaryota, Metazoa, Chordata, Aves, Passeriformes, Thraupidae. Gene Ontology annotation, cellular component: Golgi apparatus; endoplasmic reticulum; plasma membrane.